Molecule: messenger RNA, 1341 nt
Organism: Trichoderma virens Gv29-8
Lineage: Eukaryota; Fungi; Ascomycota; Sordariomycetes; Hypocreales; Hypocreaceae
Exons: 3
Coding region: 1-1341 (446 amino acids)
Source: RefSeq, a predicted model, not a curated record
AUGUCGAGCUUAUCGAACCAAGGACUGUCCUGGAAGCAGUAUCUUCCAUUUAACCGAUCUCCCAGACCAAUUCCCGACCCCAGCAAGAAUGAACGCCGACUGCUCGAACGCUGUUCAAACAAAAACCUAGAACAGGUCUCAUCAGGAGAACUUGGGGCAUAUUUGCUCCAUCUGCGAUCACUUACGAAGAAACUAUGGUUGGGCAAAUGGGACUCCCUGAUUGAUCAAGAGUACAUAUUGCACGAACAGCCAUUUGAGAAGAUUGUCCAGCUCUGCUACGAAGUUGCCGAUGUGCUUCGGGAGCAUGGCGCGAUCUCCAUUAACAAGAUAGUGCAGAAAAUGCAGGGAAAGAAGAUUAUUCGUGUAGAUACCGACCAGUCCUAUGACUCAUACGGCCUGAUUUUCAGUAUCUUGGGAUGGCUAUCGCUACUGUACAUUCCGGCGAUACAAGAUCAAUCAGGCGAAAUGAGGAUCAUCACCCAGUCCACUCAGCUGACAAUAAAAGAUAAAAUACCGACGGAGUUGGUAAGCAGGCCGUUGGAUGAGCUACUGCGAAAAUUCGGAGAACUCCUCCCCAUUCGAGAUAUCGGACGAAACGAACCUGUUUCCCAGAUCAAUGCACAGGCGGCCACGCCUACUAGACUGGAAGUUUCACACAUGAAUGUGGCAACUCUCAAAGACAUGGCUAACAUGCAAAUAAUCUGGGUGGACUCAUUGAGCGAGCAUCUAGAAUUUGAUCCGGCCCAACCAUCACUGAGCCUGUUCAAAUGUCCAUCUUUCUGUCGCAUCCAGAAACAAUCCGAUGAAUCGACUCUCGCUAUUAUGUUACGUGACUUCUAUGAGGAUUAUGAGAAGCCCAGCGAGGACUUUACCGUUGCAAAGCUGCUCAACGAAGUCAUCUUGUCUUACGUGUUGCUGUUCAGAUCUGACAGAAGGUCACGGAAAGUAUAUGAACGCUCAGAGCGCGCCAGGGCUGCACUGUACAGAGAGGGGAGCCACUUCUACACGGAUCCCUUCCUGGAUGAGCUUUGCGGCAAUAGAAGCUCGUCCUGGUUUGCGUUUGGCGGACCGAUACGUGAAUCAUAUGAUUCGAGUGUUGAUUUUCCAGUGUUCAAGGCCCGUCUCGAGAGGAUCCAGCAACAUGUCAAAGAUAUACAGCCGAACCGUUUCAUGUCACUCUGGCGUGAUCAGCGGGACCUCAGGCUCUGGUACACUAUCUGGGCGGUCAUAAUACUCAGCAUCAUUGGCAUUGUCAUUGCAGCGAUUUCCAUGUUUCUAGCUGCGAUUCAAGUCAAUUUGGCAAAGAUGGCUUACGAGCUACAGCUCAAAGGUCAAUCCUGA